Messenger RNA from Cimex lectularius (bed bug), 2590 nucleotides. RefSeq lists its product as uncharacterized. NCBI's taxonomy places the organism in Eukaryota, Metazoa, Arthropoda, Insecta, Hemiptera, Cimicidae. The record is from RefSeq and is a predicted model, not a curated record. The transcript is spliced from 2 exons. Bases 150 to 2492 code for a protein of 780 amino acids.
AAAGUUUACCAGAUGUAUAAAUAAUUGUUGUCGAAUAAUUUGACUGUUUGGACUUUUGAUCGUGUUGUAGAAUGGGCCGCCGGGCCAAGGAGGUGAGGUGAAGCGGAGGAAAGGGCGCCGAAAAAUUCCAAUCCUCCGCGUCGCCGACAAUGAAAUGGGAAUCUGGGAACGAUAGGCCCGUCGUCCAGCCUUCGCCCGGUUUCCCCAACGUGGUGCGGUACGAGAGGUGCGACUACCUCCCGCAGGGGGUCCCUGGCCGGGCUCGGAUCUCGGAGACCCUCUACACGUCGAGCCCGCCGACCUUCGUCGAGAUCCACAGCCCUAGGACGGUCAGCUCGGACAUGUACAAGGUAAUCAACAGACCCCCAGCGGAGGUGGACGGCAUACCGAACUUCAGGGGGAGUCCCGAUCGGACCAUCUGGUCUAUGGAGCAAGACGUCCCAUACCCAGUACACGCCUUCCCGCCCUACUACCCUUUUCCGGAGCAACCUGCUGUCGUGCCACGCGACAGUAAAGAACCUGCCAAUGCGAGGAGAACCUACGACAAACCACAUAAGAAACCGGCCAAGACACCGCCCAAAGCGUACGAACCGGGUAAAGUCUAUGAACCGGCUUAUUCCCCGUCUUUCACGGAAGAGCUGAGAAGGAGCGAGUACAUCAAAUCGAUAGGGCACCCUUACAACCCGGGUUUGUUAAAAAGUUACGUCGAAUCUUACAACCAGGGGUUCGUCCAUCUGAACGGGUACACACAGGACGACGCGGACAGGAUAUUCGGCAAGGACAUGACCCCUAAUCCUCAGUUCAUGAUGUACCCUCACUUCAAAGGGCCGCCGGUCGUUUAUAACGGGCUUUACAACCCUAACAUGAUGGUCAUCAAUAGGACGGUCUCGUCGUCGACGUCCGACCUGCCUAAAAAAAGGGGGCCGAUAAGGCGGCACAGCAUACUGAAGCCUGAGAACCACAUGUCAUCCCAUUCUUUGAGGAGGAGGGGCGAUUCACCCAGUGUGAUCGCGAGGAACAUUUACAACCUGAGCACGCCGGAUUCUUCCGCGCCGGACAGCCCGAUCCCUUCAAGGCCACAGUCCCCAUCGGACCUGAACCAUUUCCCUGAGGAGAACCCGCCUUUCAGGGCGGACCGCGAGUCCCAGACGAAUACGUCAUUCCUCCUCAAGAACUUUCUCAAGAGGGAACAGAGAGAAAAAGAACAGGAGGAAUACUCCUCGCCCCAUAAGAAGGGCGUCUCGCUGAACCCCAUUACGAUGUCUCGAGUCGAUGGGUCCGGCAGGGAGCGCAAAAAGAAGUUCUUGAGGAAAGCCAUCGCCAACGACAGCUCCUCUACUUUCGUCUACGACUCGAGAAAGCAAAAGACGGAGGAGGCCAAGAUGGUCAGGCAGUCGCUCAAGGACAAAGAGACCGAAACCAAUCCCCUCGAGACCGACGCCAAAGGGAUCCAGACUUCCGCAACCAACUUGAACAACAAGCAAUAUAGAACGAGAAGCACGUCCGUCGGAAGCAAACUGCCCUUCAAUGAAAGGGGCAAAUCACCAGUCGUCAUAAAAAUACUCGAGGUAGAGGACGAAGAUCAGAAAAGCAGGAAUUCGGAAAAAGAAGGGGAACAGUAUAAAAAGCCGCCUUCUGAAGGGGCGAAAGCGACGAUUAGCAUGUCCUCUCUCGUUGACUUAACGGAAACGGAGAAGCCUUCCAAGUCUAAGAAAGCAUCCGACAAAAGGUCCAAAUCAAGGAGCUUGAAGAGGAAGUGCUCUCGGGACAGCAUCAGGGAGGGAAGAGGGUCGAAGAGAAGCUCCCCCACCAGGAGCGAAAAUAGGUGCAGCUCUAAAAACAGCCCCAGCUUCAUCGAGCACAAAAGCACCAAGACCGCCAUCAUGGAAAGCCGGCGAAAGCUCCUCUGGAAGAGAACGAGCGAGGAAGAGAUCCUAGCCAAAAUGGAAAUGGCUGCUGAAGUAAAAGGGGAGAGCGAAGAGCGUCUCGAAGAAAAUGAAAUACAUCUCAGGAGAAAGAGAAAGAGGUCGAAUUCAGGAGACUGCGGUUCACCCUGCAAGGAAAAGACAAAGAGCGGUACAGCCAGCCCAAAAGAAAGACACAUGAGCAUUGCGGCCCAAAAGCUGUCCACAAAGCCCAAGACGUACGACAAGCGGUCUUUGUACCGUUGCGGCACCCUCAGGCCAGAGCCGGAAACCCCUCACAACUGGCAGUGCUUCAUGAUGCACAAGCAGGAGCUAGACGACCACCGGAUGCCAGAGGAAGCCAGAAUGGCUAAAAAACGGCAGAAGAAGCCAACGAUCCCCGCGGCACCUUCGGACAUACCGGCCGGGGUCGAGAACGAGCUGAGACACCUCAAAUCACAGCUGUUCCACCUGAGGAAAGAGUGGGCGCACUUCAGCAGUAACUCGACUACUGCAGGGCACCAGAAGGACCGCAGAAAAAGAAAGCCGAUACAAAUCGACCCUGCUGAAGAUUGGAUUGUCAUGUAAUUCUUGUCGGUCUUCAGUCUAAGAGGGUGAAGAUUUAUAGCCAAAGGGGAAAAAGAGAAGAAUGGAAAAGAAAAAAAAAUCGAUUAAAAGUUCAAAAC